GCGGUUCGGUCAAGCUGCACGCGGCCGCCGUUGCAAGACGGAUCGAGAUUGUGACGCCCCUUCGACCUGCUUUGACGGCAAAUGCGUACUAUGGGUAUUUUCCCCGCCCAUGUGUGUUCAACAUAGUGACUGCAGACGGGAGUUUGGAGGUACCUCGCACAGGUGCUGCGAUAACUCAUGCCGGAGGACGCAGUGUUGCAACCACAAGGACUGCAGAAAGGGUGCAGUCUGUUGCAAUGGGGCGUGCAGUACAGGGAAGUGCUGCGUCCACGCGGAUUGCGCGCACCACAGGUGGACUCGUGCUUGCAGAGGGAGACAGUGCGUUCAGUACUAAUCGGUAGUGAGCCACAAAACAGAGG
Molecule: messenger RNA, 359 nt
Organism: Chara braunii
Lineage: Eukaryota; Viridiplantae; Streptophyta; Charophyceae; Charales; Characeae
Source: the annotation of a GenBank genome assembly